UUGCACCGAGGUGUUAGAGUUUUAGAGUAGCUCUUUCUCUCUGCGGAAGAUGAAGCCCUGCUGGACUGUGCAAUAAGGAUUAUAGACAUAAGAGCGAGAGAGAGAGAGAGGGGAGAGAGAGAGAGAGAGAGAGAGAGAGAGAGAGGACCGUUAUAUUUACCAGGCAACUUUCUACAUAUUCAGGAUGCCUCGUUCAUUCCUCGUAAAAAAGCAUUUUAACGCAGCCAAGAAGCCGAAUUAUAGUGAACUGGAGAGUCCAACAGUGUUUAUUUCUCCAUAUGUACUAAAAACCCUCCCGGUGCCUGUUAUACAUCAGCCUGAAGUUCUAAGCCCGGUGGCAUACAGCCCCAUUACCAUAUGGACUACCAGCAACCUGCCCCUGUCACCCCUUCCCAGUGAUCUCUCCCCCAUAUCCGGAUACCCCUCUUCCCUCUCCGACACAUCCUCCAGUAAAGACCACAGCGGCUCAGAGAGCCCCAGGAGCGAUGAAGAUGAGGGAAUACAGUCCACUAAACUCUCAGAUGCUGAGAAGUUUCAGUGCAGUUUGUGUAAUAAGUCUUACAGCACGUAUUCUGGACUCAUGAAACACAAGCAAUUGCACUGUGACGCACAGACCCGGAAAUCCUUCAGCUGCAAGUACUGCGAGAAGGAGUAUGUGAGUCUCGGGGCCCUAAAGAUGCACAUAAGGACACACACAUUGCCUUGUAUUUGUAAAUUGUGUGGGAAAGCGUUCUCCAGGCCGUGGUUGCUGCAAGGACACAUUAGGACACAUACAGGUGAGAAACCAUUUUCAUGCCCCCAUUGCAGUCGUGCAUUUGCGGACAGGUCCAACCUCCGAGCUCACCUGCAAACCCACUCAGACGUGAAGAAAUACCAGUGCAAAAACUGCUCCAAAACCUUCUCACGCAUGUCAUUGCUGCACAAACACAAGGAAUCUGGCUGUUGCAUUGCACACUGAGACAAGCGCAUCAUUCACAAACAUUUGUAUAACAGGGCCUGUAUUCACCAAGUGCCUUCGAUUGUGAACGCAAAUCUCGUAUAUUUGUGGUCAACUGGAAAAAAGUGCAACAGAUGCAUCCCAAAUCAGCGCUCCUCACUUUGACUAUUAAAAUGCACAGCCCAAGGGUCUGCAUCUUGAGGAGUCAUUCAAAGAUCAGAUUCCAGUCUUGUCUAUUCUCAUGCAAGACACGUUAACAAGCAAAAACCGACCCAAAACAGCCUUUCCAAGAUGUCUUAUGAGUUUGGUUCCUGGAGAACCUUCAACAGCCUCAAAAAGGAAAAGGCAAAAAAGACUGUUUGCUGGAUGCCCGGUGGUCUUAACUCAACAUAAGAGCCCUUUCAUUUCAGUGUAUAAGAAGAUUCAUUCAAUAUGUCAUGUGGCUGUCAUUUGCCUUCCAUUUAAACAGUGUUUGCCCUGUCUGUGUCGGGUUGAUUAUGUACUGUACAUUUGUUUACAGAUAUGUACUAUUUGGGAGGAUCUAUACCCUCAAUAAUACGCAAUAAUUGAUACCCUUUUAAGUCUGUGACUGAUGUUUAAGGGUAUGACUUUUUUACUUUGUUUUGAGAGGUAAUCUGUUAGAUAUUUUCACAAACCGAUGAGCGUGAGACCAAAGAAAUAGCCAUUUUUAAACAGGGAACAAGUGCAAAAUGAUGUUUUCUUGAAUUAAAAGUAUUUAAACUGUUGCAUGGUCAUGACGCAACAGAAAUUAACCAGCACUCAUACAUGCAAUAGUUUGCCAUGUGCCUUUUUCAUCAGGAACUUCUGAGAUUUUGCCAUGUCAUUUUUUAUUGGAAUUUUUUUGAAUGUAUAUGACACUGAUAUGAUUGUACUUUGUAUUUCGAAGUGUAAAUGGAUGGUAUGAUUUUGUACAAAAAUAAACGUUACACUUUCU
Myxocyprinus asiaticus (Chinese sucker) is the source of this 1892-nucleotide messenger RNA. RefSeq names its product zinc finger protein SNAI2-like. Gene Ontology annotation, molecular function: RNA polymerase II cis-regulatory region sequence-specific DNA binding; DNA-binding transcription factor activity, RNA polymerase II-specific. Lineage: Eukaryota; Metazoa; Chordata; Actinopteri; Cypriniformes; Catostomidae. The coding region runs from base 185 to 958 and encodes 257 amino acids. The transcript has 3 exons. The record is from RefSeq and is a predicted model, not a curated record. Gene Ontology annotation, biological process: regulation of DNA-templated transcription.